This is a messenger RNA of Paramecium sonneborni, 1547 nucleotides long. Lineage: Eukaryota; Ciliophora; Oligohymenophorea; Peniculida; Parameciidae. The record is from the annotation of a GenBank genome assembly.
AUGCAGCUAUUGAAGAAUAUUGAUUAAUUCGGAGUUAAUUACUAGUAAGAAAUAGUUAAAAAUGAGAAAGAAUUCAAAAGCAGUUUUGGAGGGAUGACUUCCUUACUUUUAUAUGCAUUAAGUUUUGCUUAUUUCAUUUAUAAAAUAUUUCUUUGGCUUAAUGGAGAUAUUUUACCAAGAGUUUCUACUUAAAAAUCAUCAUAAAGUUAUGCUGAUGUAACAUUUGAGUAUGAUCCAAUUAUGUUUUCAAUAGUUGGAAUGAAUGGUGAUUAAUAUAUUGACCCAUUUUCAAAAAGUGAGAAUAUUAUCACUCCAUAUUUUUCUUAUAUUAAUGAUAUUGAAAUUUCAUAGAAAUAAUCAUUUUUGAAUUCAGCUAUACCUCCUGGAAGAGAAGGUAUAUCAUCAACUGUUUUACCAUAAAAUUUAACAUUAGUACUUAAUUAAGAAGGAAUAAAAGAUUCAACUCCAAAACAUUAGAGAUAAUUGAUGAUUUUAUUUGAAAGAUGCAAUAGCACAGAAUUUGAUUAUUGUGCAAGUGAAGAAAAAUAAUAGUAAUUUUUUCAAUAACCUUUAAAUACAUUUUUCUUAACUAUUUAAAUGAUGUAAUUUAACACAAAAAAAAGGAACUUUGAAAUGAUUUCAAAACAAAUAUAUUUUAUAUUAGAUGAAAUAACGGUGUUAUAUACAUAAUUAUUAUUUUAAAUUACUUCGUCAUCAACUGAUACAGGUUUCUUUUUAGAAUCAAUAGAAAAAUCUAAAUAUAUAAGUGACUUUUAAACCACUUCAUAACAAUUGCCUUAGAGUAAUUUUGAAAAGGUUUUUGGAAAUAAAUAUUUUGCAGCUUUUCUUAUAAGCAUUGACAGUUUAUCUGAAACUUAAUAAAUAAUAUACCCAAAGUUAGGAGAAAUCUUAGCUGACGUUGGCUCUAUUAUGUCUACCUUAAUGGUGUUAAAAAUAUUGGUGAUUAAAAUCAAUUAAAAACUGCAAGAAGAUACUUUGAUAGAAACUGUAAUUAGCUAUUACUAUCCAGAAUUUAAACAAAUUAUAAUUUAGAAAAAUAUUUUUGGUAAAAUCAAUAAUGUAGAGUAAAAUGGAAAAAUUUUAGAAAAUCCAACCUAAUUUAUUUAAUUUUAUGAGUAAUUAAAAGAUAGAACAAAGGAAAAAAUUACGCUCACUAAUAUUAUUUAUGAAAUUUCACGGUUGCAAUUUAUAGUACAAUCUAUGUAAAGCAAGUAAGGGAUACGCUAAAGUCAUUUUGUAGGUAUAAAAUUAAGAUGUAUUUCUAAUUUUAUUUGAUUUUUAUAGUUUUUGAUGGGUUGAUAAGUCCUUAAAAUAUUUAAUUUAGACCAGGAGAAAAAAGUUAAGAUGAGAAAAUUGAAGUUUGCAAUCUUCAAGGGAAAGAAACAUUUGAGCCUUUGAAAUAAAUAGAAAUAUUAUAGGAUGAAGAUUACAUGCUACUUUCUAAGAUCAAUCAUUUAAAGAAUUCCUAAUAUGAUUACAAACAAUAACAAAUUCAAUUUUAUGAAAUAAAUAAUGCUUUAAAAUGA